This is a messenger RNA of Eutrema salsugineum, 1047 nucleotides long. RefSeq names its product glycolipid transfer protein 3. The record is from RefSeq and is a predicted model, not a curated record. Bases 118 to 819 code for a protein of 233 amino acids. NCBI's taxonomy places the organism in Eukaryota, Viridiplantae, Streptophyta, Magnoliopsida, Brassicales, Brassicaceae. The transcript is spliced from 6 exons. Gene Ontology annotation, molecular function: ceramide 1-phosphate binding; ceramide 1-phosphate transfer activity. Gene Ontology annotation, cellular component: cytoplasm; cytosol; membrane. Gene Ontology annotation, biological process: intermembrane lipid transfer; ceramide transport.
ACUCAAUAGCCGGAAUUAUAAAUAGCCGAAUUCUCUGAUGUUGGUUUAGUUGAGGCAUACACAAACACACACGCACACACGUAUACUCGAGAAGCAAGAAAGCAAAAAUAUCAAAAGAUGAAACGAAAGAGAUGUGACAUGGAAGAGACAACGAAGAAGAAGAAGAUGACAGAGAUUGGAUCCGCCAUUGAAGAACUCUCUGUUCUUUCCAUAGCCAAGACAACAAUAGUUACCACCGAAACAGAAUCCACCUGCAUCAUCAAUUUACCUUUGAAGCCUCUCCUCUCUUUCUGCAAAUUAAUCAUCCAAGUUCUUGAUAAGAUUGGCCCGACAAUGGCUGUUCUCCGACAAGACAUUGAUCAAAAUAUUCAAAGAUUAGAGAAGAUGUGGGAAUCAGAUCCUAUCUUAUACUCAAACUUGGUUGAAAUACUGAGAAAAGAAGCCAAGGAAGGAUCCACUAAGAAGCCUAAAAGCUGUAGCAGAGCUGCUCUUUGGCUAACCAGAGCCAUGGAUUUUACAUUGGAGCUAUUGCAACGGCUGGUGAAAGACAUGUCACAAAACAUGGAACAAGCCGUACUAGAAAGUUAUAAUUUGACUAUAAAACCAUGGCAUGGAUGGAUCUCUGCUGCUGCUUUCAAGGUGGCUCUUAAGCUGGUACCAAACAACAACACAUUCAUCAACGUGCUUGCGGCUAAAGACGAGAGUAAUCAAAUGGUUCAAGAUGAUAUAAGAAGUUUAAUUUCUUUGCUCAUUCCACUUCUAAGACAACUUCAUUCUAUUUUGGAAUUAUACGAAGUGCACAAACUAAAGUCAACUUGAAAAAGAGCACCGAGAGAAAGGAGUUAAGGGUAUAGCUUGGUUGUAACACGAUGUCUAACUUGUAGCAUCACUUUUCUGAUGAGUUUUAAUCAAAUUUUUUUUUUCUUAUAAUGAGUUAUUUAUCUAACUGCGUUAUCAUGCACACAAUCAUGAUUUGGUAUAUGAGUGUGUAUGGAACAUAUAUACCCAUAUGUGGUUGUGUAUAUAUGCUCAUGCAUGCACAUAAUC